Molecule: messenger RNA, 798 nt
Organism: Parasteatoda tepidariorum (common house spider)
Lineage: Eukaryota; Metazoa; Arthropoda; Arachnida; Araneae; Theridiidae
Source: RefSeq, a predicted model, not a curated record
AUGGGGCGAACAUUACCUGUUCCUGUAUCUUGUUUAGUGUGUGGAGAUAAAUCUUAUGGAAAACAUUAUGGUGUAUUUUGCUGCGAUGGGUGCAGUUGCUUCUUUAAACGCAGUAUAAGAAGAGGCAUUGUUUAUAGCUGUAUUGCUGGUACGGGAAAUUGUGUCGUUGACAAAGCACGACGAAACUGGUGUCCAUUUUGUCGCCUCCAAAAAUGUUUCCGUGUCAGUAUGAACAGAAAUGCGGUGCAAGAAGAGAGAGGACCACGCAGCAACAAGAAAACAUCGAAGGAUAGCUCAGUAGUAAGACGUCAUUCUGAACCAGAUUCUACACAAAUAGUAAACAAGACAUCAAGCAUUUCGAACGGAUGUGAUGCUCCAAUGAGUGCAUUUCGACCAGUUUUACCAGGUCCUAGGUUUUUAGAAAUGACUCACACUCCUCUUCAAACUAGAUUCAUGAUUGGUUCUGAAGUAUUCCCAGAAGCCAGUGUAGUUUUCAGGCAGAUAGCCGCUCAUAUACUUCUGGUAAGCUUCCGAAGAGCUCGAAGUAAUGAAAUGUUUUCUUCUUUACCUCCUGUGGAUCAGUCAGUGAUUUUACAAGAUGUUUGGGGUGAAUUAUUUCUCUUACAAGCAGCAUAUUGGCCAGUAGAUAUAUUAACUGUAGCAAAGCACGUAGAGAACUAUGGAAAGAUGCUACCAAGGAGAAUGGUGUCAGCAAUAAUAGAAUGUCGACAGUUGCAGUUGGAUCUUUUGGAAAGAUCUUUACUGGAAACAAUUAUUUUAGCUAGAAAAGGUAUGUAA